AUGGCGACGAGUACUUUCGGCGGGAAACAUGCCUCUCGGCCGACUUUGUCGCGCGUUAUAGUACCAGCAGUUCGCCAUCGAGUAAUCCGUGUGGCUACGACGCGCGUUCCUCGAUGGGUUUUAGUGUCACAUGAAGAAUAUAACACAGGAUACAAGAAGCGACAUAAAGUGAGGAGCAGCUGUGUCCACAUCAUGGAAAUGCUCUCGAGGAAACUUUACAGCAACCCAUUUACGAUCUGCAUAGAGGGCAACAUUGGAAGUGGCAAAACGACAUUCCUGAACCACUUCCAGAGCUUCAACAAUGCCACAAUCCUGCAGGAGCCAGUGGACUUGUGGCGAAAUGUGGCUGGAGUCAACUUGUUGGAUCUCUUCUACAAGGACCCAAUAAAUUAUGCCUUCCUAUUUCAAUCGUAUGUUCAGUUGACUAGGUUACAGUUGCAUACUGUGAGUACAGCGUCACCCUACAAAGUUAUGGAGAGAUCCAUAUUCAGUGCUAGAUGUUUCCUAGAAAACAUGAAACGUACACACAUGAUAAAGGAUGUAGAAACAAAAGUUUUAGAAAAAUGGUACGAUUGGUGCUUGGAAAACACCAAUAUAAGAACAGAUUUAAUAGUAUAUCUGAGGACAACGCCUGAAGUUGUGUUUCAUAGAAUGCAAGCACGUGCGCGUAAGGAAGAAGACUCUGUGCCAUUAGAGUAUCUGCGACAAAUUCAUGAGAUUCACGAGGACUGGCUUUACAAUCAGACUCUGUUUCCUGUACCGGCGCCGGUGAUGAUUGUAGAUGGUGACAAAAGUCUCGAGGAAAUGAUGCCACAGUUCGAGAAAUGUAAAGAUCGGAUACUUAACGGGCAAACCGAGGGCACGGCAAACACCAGAAUAGUUUUAAAUACUAAAGCUUAAUGUAUACUGUGCAACACUAUUCUAUUUAUUUGACAAUUAUAUAUUAAUUAUAGAUAUUUUCAUAAUAAUCGAUAAGCAAAGUAAUUGCA
This is a messenger RNA of Monomorium pharaonis (pharaoh ant), 989 nucleotides long. Its product is annotated as deoxynucleoside kinase. The record is from RefSeq and is a predicted model, not a curated record. Lineage: Eukaryota; Metazoa; Arthropoda; Insecta; Hymenoptera; Formicidae. Gene Ontology annotation, molecular function: deoxynucleoside kinase activity. Gene Ontology annotation, cellular component: cytoplasm; mitochondrion.